Prunus armeniaca (apricot) is the source of this 1491-nucleotide messenger RNA. The record is from the annotation of a GenBank genome assembly. Lineage: Eukaryota; Viridiplantae; Streptophyta; Magnoliopsida; Rosales; Rosaceae.
AUGGCUCUUGGAACAACAACUACAACAACAAGAGUGGCCGUGUUGGGUGGUAUUCUGCUUUUCUUCGCAUUGGUUUUGAAUGUGUCUGGUAACUUGGUGUUCUCCGUCAACCAUAAGUUCAAGGGUCGUGACAAGCAGGUGUCUUUGAGUGCAUUGAAAGAACAUGAUGCUCGCCGUCAUGGUAGGCUUCUAGCCGCAGAUGCUGCUGUGGAUUUGCAAUUGGGUGGCAGUGGUCAUCCUUCUGAAGCUGGGCUCUACUUCGCUAAAAUCGGGAUUGGAUCUCCUCCAAAGGACUUUCACGUGCAAGUUGAUACAGGAAGUGACCUUUUAUGGGUGAAUUGUGCAGAAUGCGAAAACUGUCCCGCUAAAAGUAAUCUUGGUUUUAAACUCUCAGUAUAUGAUGCAAAGAGCUCUUCAACUUCAAAUAAGGUUACUUGUGAUCAAGAGUUUUGCACUUCCACAUUGAAUGGUCUACUUCCUAGUUGCAAGCCAAAUAUGCUCUGCAAUUAUAACAUCGCCUACGGAGAUGGAAGCGCAACUUCUGGAUACUAUGUGAAGGACAACAUACAACUUGAUAAAGUAACUGGAAACCAUCAAACCACAUCAACAAAUGGGACUGUAGUUUUUGGGUGUGGAGCUAAACAAUCUGGGAAUCUUGGUAAGUCUCCUGCAGCAGUUGAUGGGAUACUUGGUUUUGGCCAGGCAAAUGCAUCCAUCAUUUCACAACUAGCUUCAUCUGGAAAGGUGAAAAGACAAUUUUCACAUUGCUUGGAUAACGUAAAAGGUGGAGGAAUCUACGCCAUUGGGGAAGUGGUGGAACCAAAAGUGAAAAAUACAACUCCCUUGCUGCCAAAUAUGCCACAUUACACUGUUUCAAUGAAGACAAUUGAGGUGGGUGGUGAUGCUAUAGAACUUACCACAGAUAUAUUUGGCCUUUUUGGAGACCGGAAGUCGGCAGUAAUUGACAGUGGAACAACAUUGGCUUAUCUUACACCGGAGGUUUUUGAACCUUUUAUCAAAAAGAUAUUUGCUCGGCAGUCUGGAUUGAAGUUACAUACUGUUGAGGAGCAGUUUACAUGUUUUGAGUAUACCGGAAAGGUUGAUGAUGGAUUUCCAAUUGUAAAGUUCGGUUUUAAGAGUUCUGCUUCUUUGACUGUAUAUCCUCAUGACUAUCUGUUCCGACUACGUGACAAUGUCUGGUGUUCUGGUUGGCAGAGCAACUCGAUGAAAUCUAAAGAUGGAAAGUCCGUGACUCUUCUGGGAGACUUGGUACUUUCAAAUAAGCUGGUCCUAUAUGAUCUUGAAAACCAGGCCAUUGGGUGGACUGAUUACAACUGCACUUCAAGCAUUAAACUGAAGGAUGACAAGUCAGGGCAGCCGCAUAAUGGGAACACUAUUGACAUUCCUGUUAUUAGUAAUUGCCAUGCUGCAAAUAUUGAAUUAAUUCAACGAGUGCUACUUUUAACAUCCAUUAGCUCUGGUGCACCCUAA